This is a messenger RNA of Andrographis paniculata, 643 nucleotides long. RefSeq lists its product as uncharacterized. The transcript has a single exon. Lineage: Eukaryota; Viridiplantae; Streptophyta; Magnoliopsida; Lamiales; Acanthaceae. Bases 272 to 643 code for a protein of 123 amino acids. The record is from RefSeq and is a predicted model, not a curated record.
ACAAGAUCAGGAUCAAGGGACAAAUGGAAUUGGGACAGCCCUACCCAAUUCUUACCGAUCGCUACAUUUUUGGCGAUUACAACGUCCACCUAAUUACCCGCUCCUCUCUCCCACGUCUGUCUCUGAAUGAGGAGUCAGUCAUCGGAUCCGAUCUGUUCAUCGCCUCCUCAACCACCUCAACUUCCCAAUAUAGAUGGUGGGAUUAGGUCUCAGUUUUCCCCCAAUUUAAUUCCCAUCCUAAAUCCCCAAAACCCUCAAUUUCUUCCCUGCAAUGAGUUUCUGUUCCCCAAAUUCGCUGCUUCACGCCAUCCCCCACCCUCCCUGGCCUCUGCUGCUCUACGCCGUCGCCUGGACCACCGUACUGACGGUGACGGUGGCGCUGGUGUCGUUCUCCCCGGAGCUCGCAUUCGUUUCCGCCAUUAGUUCGUCGUCUUCGUUUUCUCAAGCCUGCGGCGAAGCGGGCUCCGUUAGGUUGCCGUUAGAUAAUCCGUCGGAGCAUUUUUGCUUCCCGAGCCAGGUUUUUAAGCGGUCCAGAAUCGACGUGAUUGUGCCGCCGGUUUUCGCGGCUGUCAUCGUCUCCGGUUCGGCUUUUCUUGUUAAAGCCUUGGGAUUAUGGGAAUCCGAUGAGGACGAUGAGUUUUGA